GGGAGCGGAACGGGGUCCUGCGGCGGGUCCUUCCGGGCGGUGACAUUCAGCGGCCGUGCGGGGCGACGGGACGUCCCUCUUGGAGCCAUGGCCCAGUUCGUCCGUAACCUCGCCGAGAAGGCUCCGGCGCUGCUGAACGCUGCUGUGACUUACUCGAAGCCUCGAUUGGCCACAUUUUGGCACUAUGCCAGGGUUGAGCUGGUUCCUCCAACCCCUGCUGAGAUCCCUACAGCUAUUCAGAGCUUGAAAAAAAUAGUCAAGAGUGCUCAAACUGGUAGCUUCAAACAGCUCACAGUUAAGGAAGCUCUGCUGAAUGGUUUGGUGGCCACCGAGGUGUGGAUGUGGUUUUAUGUCGGCGAGAUCAUAGGCAAGCGUGGCAUCAUUGGCUAUAAUGUUUGAAGACCAAUCUUUAACAUCUCUUUCUAUGUGGCUUAUAAUUUGAGUGUUCUUGGACCAUAUGUGAUCAGACUGGUAUUUGAAUAAAAUAAGAUAAUGUAUCAAAAUCAGUGUUUUCUCUAUCAGAUACUACAUGGAAGGAUCACAGUUUCUCUUAAUAAUAAGAUGGAUUGUCUUUUUGCUUUAAUACAUUAAUACAGCUCUCGGGCAUGUCUUUUGCAUAGCCUAAAAUCAGAAAGGAUGAAGGAUGUAAGAGUAUUUUAUUUCCAGAAUAGAGGAAAGGUCUUGGGAGAACUAGGAUUUGCUACAGUAGGAAAAAUAGCAAUACCACGUGCCAAAGUGAUAUGGUUAAAUCAUGUCUGUGAUAUAAAGAAUAAAAUUUCAGUGGUUUCUUUUUGCUAGAAUCAGAGAUAACACCUGCAUUUAUAAAUGUUAAAGUACUUGGUGGUAUUCUAAGUAAGUAUGACAUCUUUAACACCAGGACAGAGCUACUGAGAGCCACAACCUCCUUUUUAAAUCUAAUUUUGAUAUAUGUUGUAUUACUAAUCUAUUCAGUUUUAUGGUUUUUAGAACCCAUCUUUGCAAAAAUAAAAUACCCUAUGGAUAUUAAAUAGUUAUAAAUUUAGUAUCCUCCAUGGUUCUGAAGCGUACAUUAUACUCUGAAAUAAAUAGAAAUGCUUGCUA
Nyctereutes procyonoides (raccoon dog) is the source of this 1080-nucleotide messenger RNA. RefSeq names its product ATP synthase membrane subunit g (gene ATP5MG). The record is from RefSeq and is a predicted model, not a curated record. Gene Ontology annotation, biological process: proton motive force-driven ATP synthesis. Gene Ontology annotation, molecular function: proton transmembrane transporter activity. The transcript has 3 exons. Bases 88 to 399 code for a protein of 103 amino acids. Lineage: Eukaryota; Metazoa; Chordata; Mammalia; Carnivora; Canidae.